Messenger RNA from Dentiscutata erythropus, 246 nucleotides. The record is from the annotation of a GenBank genome assembly. Lineage: Eukaryota; Fungi; Glomeromycota; Glomeromycetes; Diversisporales; Gigasporaceae.
AUGUCUGUAUCAAGUACUUCGAAAAGAACUUCAGCCAAUAUGGCUAACCAAAUUAGUAAAAAGACUAAAACAGAAACCAAUCGUGCUAAAAAUAGUUGGAUUUGGAAUUAUUUUGAACUGAAAGAAUUGAAAAUCGUAAAAGAUACUAGUGAAAAUAUUCACAAUAAUAGUAAUGAAGAUAGUCAUGAUAAUAGUGACAAUAACAAUACACCAACCUCUCCUCCUUGUAGUACAACAUGUAUAUGA